Cuscuta europaea is the source of this 1182-nucleotide messenger RNA. The record is from the annotation of a GenBank genome assembly. Lineage: Eukaryota; Viridiplantae; Streptophyta; Magnoliopsida; Solanales; Convolvulaceae.
UCUGGCCCAGUGCAGGUAUACGGCCCAUUCUCCAUUGGCCAUGGCCCAAUGUAUAGAUGAAAGAAAAUCGGACGAAUGGGACGCACGCCGUAAGCAGCCAACUCAGCGAAGAACGCCACAGCCUACAGGCCCACACCGCUCGCAUCGCCGGACGCCGCAGGGCCUCUCGCCCGCUCCGCCGCUCGCAUCGCCGGAGGCCGCACGGACGCUUGCUGGAGAUCUCAAAAUCUGCUUCUCUCGACUCUCAGACCCAUCAUAUUUCUUCUUUGUUCAGAGUGUAACAUUCUUAAUCACUUUUUGUUCCUGGCUUCACACCUUCAUUUGAUUACUUGACUGCUUGAGCCUUGAGACCAGGCACGCGGCUGCCCAGCCGGCAGACUCUAACAACGGUAGCCAUUGCCCUCCACUCCCCUCAACUCAUUCGGUAAGGGCUUCAAAACAUCUCUAAGCCCACUCUCUUCUUCUUGAAAUCUGCUGCAAAAGAUGCAAAUCCCUAGUCGCAGAAGUGAGGAAAAAUUUCGGAUUCGAAGAUUAGAAAUCUCAGACAAGAGCAAGGGGUUUAUUGAAUUGUUACAGCAAUUAACCGUGUGUGAUGAAGUGUCGGACGAAAAAUUCAAGGAAAGGUUUGAGGAAGUGGCGAAAUAUGGGGACGACCAUGUAAUAUGUGUGAUCGAAGAUGGCCUGUCUGGAAAAAUUGUUGCGACUGGGAGUGUGUUUGUGGAGAGGAAAUUCAUUAGGAACUGUGGAAAAGUCGGUCACAUUGAGGAUGUUGUAGUUGAUUCGGGUGCCCGUGGAUUGCAGCUAGGGAAGAGGGUUGUUGACUUCCUGACGGAUCAUUCCGCUUCAAUGGGGUGUUACAAGGUGAUUCUUGACUGCAGUGAGGAGAAUAAGCCAUUCUAUGAGAAAUGUGGGUUCAAGAAGAAGGAGGUUCAGAUGGUUAAGUACUUUGUCACAUAAUUGAUCCAUUUGUGUGGUAAUGAGAGAUUUUUGUGGAGAAAUGCGUUGUAGCUGCACAAGCUUCACCUUUGAAGUAGUAAUAAUAUAACAAAGCAAGUCUAGAACUCUUCCACAUUCAUUUUUAGUUCUCCCUUGUCCCAGAAUGACUUGCAAAUUAUCUUUUUGGCCAACACAGUUUUAUUUACUUUUCUGGUUUUGAAUAUCAAUUGUGUGAUCAUAUUGGAA